Hypoxylon fragiforme is the source of this 1293-nucleotide messenger RNA. RefSeq names its product apolipo protein O-domain-containing protein. The transcript has 3 exons. Bases 114 to 938 code for a protein of 274 amino acids. Gene Ontology annotation, cellular component: MICOS complex; mitochondrial crista junction. The record is from RefSeq and is a predicted model, not a curated record. Gene Ontology annotation, biological process: cristae formation. NCBI's taxonomy places the organism in Eukaryota, Fungi, Ascomycota, Sordariomycetes, Xylariales, Hypoxylaceae.
CAGUAACAACCUUGGAAGUUAAGGUUUUGGUCCACUGGAAUUAAUUCUCACAAGCUUCUUAAGGUUUCCAAAGUUUUAGACUCUAGCAACCACCAAUUCCCAUUGAGCGCAACAUGGCUGCGAGAGUGCUGCUGCGACGGCGUGUCGCCGCGCCGUUCAUGGCUGCUACUCUGGUCGGAGGUGCUCUAUUUCCCUCGGUUGCGCUGGCUGAGGCGCCCUCACACGACUACUCCUCCAAGAAGCCCAUCUACGACGACUACGAGACCUUCUUGCCUCCCAAAUCCGCCAGCUCUACGUCUGCCUCAUCUCCCACCUCCGACAGCAUAUCCCGAGUAUCGUCAUCUACAACCUUAGUCUCCUAUCCAUCAUCCUCCUCCUCCUCCUCCUUGUCUUCCGAAGAGCAUGAAAAGAAACCCCACGGCCCGACGCCAACCGACCGUCUAGCCGUCGAGAUAGGGAAAGCCCGGAUGUUCCUGUACCACUACGCGGCCAGCACCGAGGACGCCGUGAACAGCACGAUCGACUCGGCCUUCCACCUCGAGCGCUCCUUCACCUCGACCAUCGCCUCGCUGGCCCCCGCGCGCGAGACGGGCGAGAAGCUGAUGCCGGGCCUCGUUUACGUGCUCGUCGCCUCCAUGGCCGGCAGCAUCAUCACGCGGAACCGCAACAUCCUCCUGCGCGCCUCCAUGCCCCUCGCCUUCGGCAUCGGCGCCGGCUGGCUCCUCAUCCCCGUCACCAUGACCAACGUCUCCGACCUCCUCUGGAGCUACGAGCGCCGCUUCCCCGCCAUCGCCGACACCCACCUCAAGACGCGGGAGGGCAUCUACAAUGCGUAUAAGUUCGCUAGGGUCCAUGUCGAUGUCGGCAAGGACUACGUUGACUCGACGGUUACUAAUGCGAGGGAUACUGUCGAGGGCUGGGUGAAGAAGGGGAAAUGAGUACUUACUCAGGUACUCAGGUAGGUAUCUGCCUAAUAGAAUAAACGAGCGUGUUUCAUUAGAAACUCAGAAAAGAGAUGGAGAGAGAGAGAAAAAAGGGAAGAAUACUUCCUUGUACCAUAUACAUAUCUAGAUGAAUAGACGCAAAAAAGCUUCUUUUGUUCCAGGUUGAAGGGGACUAUAAAAAGGUGUCUGUCUAGGUAUCUUAGACACAGGAUUUUGUGUAUAGAAAAUCAAUCUCCUUAUCCCAACAUAUCUAUCGAGUCAACUACUACUGGCACUUUCAGCUUGAUGUAGUGGGUUUUGGUCAUGGCAACAACUCACAUUUCCAUGUACAUACCUGUGUUAACGAUCC